Messenger RNA from Xenopus laevis (African clawed frog), 3156 nucleotides. It is a transcript of the gene pde6a.S, whose product is annotated as rod cGMP-specific 3',5'-cyclic phosphodiesterase subunit alpha-like. The transcript has 22 exons. The coding region runs from base 216 to 2816 and encodes 866 amino acids. The record is from RefSeq and is a predicted model, not a curated record. Lineage: Eukaryota; Metazoa; Chordata; Amphibia; Anura; Pipidae.
AGAGAAAGAAGAUGGCAUGACUCCGAGAUCUCCUUUUGUCUCCUGAAGGAGAAACACCCAGGGGAUACCUGGAUUUCCCUGGGUUUAAAUUUUUUUCCCCACCCUAAAUUUUUGUGUUGAUUGUUUUUGUUGCAGAUUUUCUACCUUUGGAUUCAUAGGCAUUUCUGUAAAGUUGCAGUCUGAUUUCCUGUAAGAUUUAAGCCACGGUUUACAUCAUGAGUUCUAUAACACAGUCGGAAGUGGAGAAAUUUCUGGAUUCCAACCCAUCCUUUGCCAAACAGUACUAUGACCUUAAAUUUAGACCCGGCAUAAUCUGUGAUCUACUCAGCACCGAAAGGACCAAUGUGGACUUCUCCCACGUUCAUACUUUAAGCAGCGUGGAGGAGAGUGAGAUUGUCUUUGACCUCAUCAGAGUAUUCCAGGAGAACCUCAAUCUUGAAAGAUGUGUUUUCAGUGUGCUCAAGAUGAUGUCUUUCAUAAUUCAGGCAGAGCGCAUGAGUUUGUUCAUGUACCGCAUGAGGAAUGGCACCGCUGAGCUUGCCACCAGACUUUUUAACGUUAAUAUAGAUGCCACCUUGGAUGAGUGUGUGGUGGUUCCAGAUUCUGAGAUUGUGUUUCCCCUGGAUACUGGAGUGUUGGGCUUUGUGGCACAAUCUAAGAAAUUAGUGAAUGUUGCAGAUGUGACAAAGGAUUCUCAUUUCUGCAGCUUUGUAGAUAACCUUACUGAAUAUAAAUCCAAAAGCAUUCUGGCUGCCCCUGUGCUGAACGGAAAGGAUGUUGUCGCUGUGAUAAUGGCCGUCAACAAAAAAGAUGGCACCAGUUUCACCAAUAUUGACGAAGAGAAGUUCCUUAAGUACCUGAGUUUUGCCAAUCUGGUUCUCAAGGUUUAUCACCUUUCCUACCUUCACAACUGUGAGACGAGAAGAGGUCAGAUACUCCUGUGGUCAGCCAAUAAGGUUUUUGAAGAACUUACUGACAUAGAGAGACAGUUUCACAAAGCGCUAUACACAGUCCGCGCCUUCCUUAACUGUGACAGAUACUCUGUGGGACUGCUGGACAUGACUAAAACUAAGGAAUUUUUUGAUGAAUGGCCAAUACUUAUGGGAGAAGUCCCCCCAUAUUCAGGUCCCAAGACUCCUGAUGGGCGGGAAAUAUCAUUCUAUAAAGUGAUUGACUAUAUUUUACAUGGAAAAGAAGAAAUUAAAGUUAUACCGAACCCCCCAGCAGAUCACUGGUCUCUGAUUAGCAAACUACCAAUCUAUGUUGCUGAAAAUGGUCUUAUUUGCAAUAUUAUGAACACAAGUGCUGAUGAAUACUUUGAGUUUCAGAAAGGUCCAGUUGACGACUCUGGUUGGAUCAUGAAAAAUGUCCUUUCUAUGCCGAUUGUCAACAAGAAAGAAGAAAUUGUUGGAGUUGCAACGUUUUACAACAGAAAGGAUGGAAAACCUUUUGAUGAAAUGGAUGAAGUUUUAACAGAAUCCUUAACACAGUUCCUCGGUUGGUCUGUCCUAAAUACUGAUACGUAUGAAAAAAUGAACAAACUUGAGAACAGAAAGGAUAUUUACCAAGACAUGGUCAACUAUCAUGUGAAAUGUUCAAGCGAUGAGCUGCAGAUUAUAUUGAAAACCAAGGAAAAGUAUAACAGGGUGCCAGAGGAGUGUGAGGAAGAAGAAUUAUAUGAAAUCUUGCAAGAAGAGCUUCCAGACCCAACAGAAGCCGAAAUUUACGAAUUCCACUUCAGCGACUUACCAGUCUCUGAGCUUUUCUUGGUCAAAUGUGCAAUACAGAUGUAUUAUGAGCUGGAAGUGGUGGACAAGUUCCAUAUACCACAAGAGGUAUUAGUCCGCUUUUUAUUUUCUGUAAGCAAAGGAUACCGGAAAAUUACCUAUCACAACUGGCGGCAUGGCUUUAAUGUCGGACAGACAAUGUUUACACUUCUCAUGACUGGAAACCUAAAGAGAUAUUAUACAGAUCUGGAGGCCAUGGCUAUGGUAACAGCAGCUUUCUGUCAUGAUAUUGAUCACAGAGGAACUAAUAAUUUGUACCAGCUGAAGUCCGGACAUCCCUUAGCAAAGCUCCAUGGAUCCUCAAUCCUAGAAAGACAUCAUUUGGAAUUUGGCAAAUUUUUACUUAAAGAUGAGUCAUUGAAUAUCUUCCAAAACCUCAACAGGAGGCAGUAUGACCAUGCAAUCCAAAUGAUGGAUAUUGCAAUCAUUGCCACAGAUUUAGCCUUGUAUUUCAAAAAGAGGACGAUGUUUCAGAAGAUAGUUGACCAGUCUCAAACAUUCACGAGUGAAAAAGAUUGGACAGAAUAUAUGAUGUUGGAACAGACCCGAAAAGAAAUAGUCAUGGCAAUGAUGAUGACAGCUUGUGACCUUUCAGCCAUAGCCAAGCCCUGGGAGAUACAAAGCAAGGUUGCAUUGCUGGUUGCUGCCGAGUUCUGGGAGCAAGGUGAUUUGGAAAGGACUGUAUUGCAACAAAACCCAAUUCCAAUGAUGGACAGGAAAAAAGCAGAUGAACUCCCAAAGCUUCAGUGCGGUUUCAUUGACUUUGUGUGCACAUUUGUAUAUAAGGAAUUUUCUAGAUUUCAUCCAGAGAUACAGCCAAUGUAUGAUGGGAUUCUAAAUAAUAAAAAGGAGUGGAAAAAGUUGGCAGAUGAAUAUGAUGCAAAAAUGAAAGUACUGGAAGAGGAGAAGCAAAAACGGGAGGGGAUACAACCACCAAAACAAGUUCCACACCCCACAGUAAAAGAAAAUGGAGGAAACAUCCCUGUUCCUGAAGAUGCGCCACAGUCUAAAAGUUGCUCUAUCUUAUAAGGCUGUAAAUAUUUUUUAUUCUUAUUUUUUUAACUGUUCUUGUUAGGGAACUUAUAAAACAUAAACGAGGAUAGUGAAGUACUGUGUUCCUCUUUCCCUAACUCUUUUAUUAUAUAUUUUUGCAAUGCGUGUACAAAGAAUUAAAAAUAUAUGUCACCCACAUGUCGAAUUCUUUUAUUUUGAAGUAAUUUUAAAAUAUGAUAUAAGAUAAUCGAUAUAGUUUACAGGAGAAGAUAGCUUGAAUACCAAGGCACCAACGGAGCACAGGAAAAUGCAGAUACAUUUUAAUUAAAUGUAUUGUUACCUUAGCUCAUGGGAUGUGUACUGUAUAUUUAUUUCU